Messenger RNA from Vespula pensylvanica (western yellowjacket), 837 nucleotides. Its product is annotated as proteasome subunit alpha type-6-like. The record is from RefSeq and is a predicted model, not a curated record. Gene Ontology annotation, biological process: ubiquitin-dependent protein catabolic process. NCBI's taxonomy places the organism in Eukaryota, Metazoa, Arthropoda, Insecta, Hymenoptera, Vespidae. The transcript has 5 exons. Bases 70 to 810 code for a protein of 246 amino acids. Gene Ontology annotation, cellular component: cytosol; proteasome core complex; proteasome core complex, alpha-subunit complex.
AAAACGAACGAUUGGUAGCAUGAGUUGACGUUUCAUUGAGCACAUCCAUGAAAUUUUGUCAUUAGCAACAUGGCGCGAGGUAGCAGUGCAGGCUUUGAUAGACACAUUACGAUUUUUUCGCCGGAAGGUCGGCUUUAUCAAGUAGAAUAUGCAUUUAAAGCCAUUAAUCAAGGGGGUUUAACAUCGGUUGCUGUAAAAGGUGUAGACACCGCAGUUUUUGCGACACAAAAGAAAGUACCUGAUAAGUUGCUAGACGCUUCUAGUGUUACUCAUGUAUUCCAGCUUACAGAACAUAUUGGUUGUGUUAUGACAGGCAUGAUAGCGGAUAGCAAAUCUCAAGUACAACGAGCAAGAUACGAAGCUGCUCAUUUUAAAUAUAAACACGGUUAUGAAAUACCCGUAGAUGCAUUAUGUCGGCGUGUUGCAGACAUCAGUCAAGUAUAUACACAAAAUGCAGAAAUGCGACCAUUGGGGUGUUCUAUGAUGCUUAUUGCAUAUGAUAGAGAAAAGGGUCCUUGUAUUUAUAAAGCUGAUCCAGCUGGUUAUUUCUGUGGAUAUAAAGCUAUAUCAGUUGGCGCAAAACAAACAGAAGCUAAUUCUUAUUUAGAAAAAAAGUUAAAGAAAAAACAGAAUUACGAUUUUGAUGAAACUGUUCAAUUAGCUAUUACUUGUUUAUCUACGGUUUUAUCUGUUGAUUUUAAACCAACAGAAAUCGAGGUUGGUGUGGUAUCGAAAGACAAUCCUAAAUUCCGCGUGCUGACAGAACAAGAAAUCGAUAAGCAUUUAACAGCAAUUGCCGAAAAGGAUUGAUGAUUUUACAUAAGGUUCUUAAUAAAU